Molecule: messenger RNA, 1985 nt
Organism: Lonchura striata (white-rumped munia)
Lineage: Eukaryota; Metazoa; Chordata; Aves; Passeriformes; Estrildidae
Source: RefSeq, a predicted model, not a curated record
UCGGGAGCCACAUCCCGCAAAGGAGGAGCGGGGCCGGGCACGGCAGCGGGGCGGCGGCGGGGCCCGAGCCCGGCGCCGGAGCUCCAGCAGCGGGGCCGCCCCGCAGGAUGUGGUGGGACGAGCGGGUGUCGGCGCGGUUCCGGAGGAACCUGCAGCCCACCCUCACCUACUGGAGCGUCUUCUUCAGCUUCGGCCUCUGCAUCGCCUUCCUGGGGCCCACGCUGCUGGACCUGCGCUGCCAGACCCAGAGCUCGCUCUCGCAGAUCACCUGGGUGUUCUUCUCGCAGCAGUUCUGCCUCCUGCUCGGCAGCUGCCUCGGAGGGGUCUUCAAGAGGACGCUGGCCCAGUCCCUGCUGGCCCUGUUCGCCUCCUCGCUGGCCAUCUCGCUGGUGUUCGCCAUCAUCCCGCUGUGCCACAACGUGGUGCUGCUGGCCGUGGUCAUGGCCGUGGCCGGGCUGGCCAUGGGCUGCAUCGACACCAUCUCCAACAUGCAGCUGGUCAAGAUCUACCAGAAGGACUCUGCCAUCUUCUUGCAGGCCUUGCACUUCUUCGUGGGUUUCGGGGCGUUGCUGAGCCCCCUGAUCGCCGACCCCUUCCUGUCGGACACCAACUGCAUCCUGGCCAACGGCACGGCCAACGCCUCCAGCAACCUCCCGCACAUCCGCAAGUCCCUGGUGCCGCACCACCCGGGCAACCUGUCCCACUACGAGCUGCCCAUGAAGGGCCUGGUGGUGACGCGGGUGUCCUACGCCUUCUGGAUCAUGGCCCUCAUCAACCUGCCCGUGCCCAUCGCUGUGUUCUUCCUGCUCUACAAGGAGCGGAUGGUGCCCUGCUUCAACGGCAGCAGCCACCCGCUGCUGUCAGCUGACGAGCUGGCCCUGGAGACACGGCCUGGGGACAAGGACGAGCUCUCCACCGCUGGCCCGAGACCCCACCCAGCUGCAGGUCACGAGGAUUUGUUCAGCUGCUGCCAAAGCAAGAACUUCCAAGGGGUUUCCUUCACCUACUUCGCCGUGCACAUCACCGGGGCUCUGGUUCUCUUCAUGACUGACGGGAUCGUGGGAGAAUACUCGGGCUUCGUGUACAGCUACGCCGUGGAGGAGCCGCUGGCCGUGGUGCACAAGGUGGCCGGGUACCUGCCCAGCCUCUUCUGGGGCUUCAUCACCCUGGGCAGGCUCAUCUCCAUCCCCGUGUCCUACAGGAUGAAGCCAGCCACCAUGGUCUUCAUCAACGUGGUCGGGGUCCUCAUCACCUUCCUGCUGCUCCUGAUUUUCUCCUCCAGCGUGGUUUUCCUGUUUGUGGGCACAGCAUCCCUGGGGCUGUUCCUCAGCAGCACCUUCCCCAGCAUGCUGGCCUACACCGAGGACAUCCUGCAGUACCAAGGUUGUGCCACCACCGUGCUGGUGACCGGGGCUGGCAUCGGAGAGAUGGUUCUGCAGCUGCUGGUGGGCUCGAUUAUCCACGAUCGGGGCAGCUACAGUUUCCUGGUGUGUGGGAUGAUCUUUGGGUGCUUGGCCUUCACCUUCUACGCCCUGCUGGUGUUUUUCCACAGGAUGUACCCCAAGCCCUGCCCAGAGCUGGACGAGGCCUCCCCGGAGAAGACGCCCGAGGACGCGGGGCAGUACCAGCGCUGAGCGGGCGCAGCUCCGUGCCAGCGAUAAUCCGAAUAAUCCCAAUAAUCCGAAUAAUCCGAAUAAUCCGAAUGAACCCCCCGCCAGCCCCGCAGGUCAUGACCGAAUCACGGCGGGCGGGCAGAGGCAGGACCCAGGAAAUGGAGCCCCAAAUGCCCGGCGGAGCACGGGGGUUGUGCCCAAAGUCCUGCGAGUGCCAGCCUGGUCCUGGCACUAAGAGCGGGGAUGCUGGCACGGCAGUUCCUCCUGAAAAUGAACUUUUCCUCUCCUGAAAAUAAAAUUUUUUUUCUCCUGGAAAUGAAACUUUUUUUUCUCCUGCAAAUGAACUUUUUUUCUCCUGAAAAUAUAUUAUUU